UGGAGGUGACGCUCUCAGUGUAUUUUUUUGACGUGGCGGCUACGUAUCAGCACAGCCAUCCACUCCUGGCGCACCGUAAUCAGUGACGAGUAAAACUACGUAAGGGGAAGCAACUGAAUGAACUUGAAAUACUAAGAUGGCAGAAUGUCGCUGAUAUCUUCAUAAUUAUACAAAAAUAUUUCUGAAGCACAUCAAAAGAGAAAUCUAUUUUUGGUAAAUAGAUAAGUGACUGCAUACAAACACAGCAACCUUGGAAACUCAGGACAAAUGACCAUGGAAUCAGUAGUUGAAUCUCACCAAGAUGGCAGUGUAACAGAUUCCGCCACAGAUAGUGAAUCUAUCCAAUUACAAGCUCAGAAUUCCCAGACUCAAAUCCCUACCAUUGCGCAGGUAUCUGUAGCUGGUACUCAAGUUGCUUCAGGGUCUCCAGCUGUUACUGUUGUACAAUUGCCUUCUGGUCAGACUGUGCAGGUCCAGGGAGUAAUCCAAACCGCACAACCCUCUGUCAUACAAUCACCACAGAUACAGACUGUACAGGUAGCUACUAUUGCAGAAACAGAUGAGUCUGGUGAUUCUGCCGAGGUUGUGACUGACUCUCAAAAACGGAGAGAAAUUCUAUCCAGGCGACCUUCCUACAGAAAAAUCCUAAAUGAAUUAUCUUCUGAUGCACCUGGUGUUCCAAAGAUUGAUGAAGAAAAAUCAGAGGAAGAGGGAGCGACAGCUGCUAUCACUACAAUGGCAGUACCAACAUCUAUCUAUCAGACAAGCACCGGCCAAUACAUUGCCAUUGCUCAAGGUGGAACUAUCCAGAUUGCAAAUCCAGGAGCUGAUGGUGUACAGGGAUUGCAGACACUUACAAUGACCAAUGCUGGAACGCCUCAGCCCGGGGCAACCAUUGUCCAAUAUGCUGCACAGUCAAGUGAUGGGACACAACAGUUUUUUGUUCCAGGCAGUCAAGUCGUCGUUCAAGCUGCCACUGGAGAUAUGCCAACUUACCAAAUCCGAACCCCAACUACCACUUUACCUCAAGGAGUGGUAAUGGCAACCUCACCAGGGACAUUGCAUAGUCCACAACAGUUGGCAGAAGAAGCUACACGUAAACGGGAGCUCAGGCUAAUGAAAAACAGGGAGGCUGCCAAAGAAUGUCGACGUCGAAAAAAGGAAUAUGUAAAGUGUCUGGAAAGUCGCGUUGCAGUGCUGGAAACCCAAAACAAGCAGCUAAUCGAGGAACUCAAAACUUUGAAAGAACUUUAUUGUGAUAAAUCAGAGUAGUAUUUGUGAUCUGAGUUCUGACCAAUUUGAUGUCUACAGCAUCUUUCUUUGAAGAUGAAGCUUCUGCAGCUUCAGACUGCUUUUUAUUUUUUUGCUUUGCAAAACUACGUAGACAACAUCAGAAACUUUAACCUGUAACAUUUCUCAGAAGUUAUUCACAGUAAUAUAUUUUGUUAAGUGUUUGUUGUAUAACGAAAAUUGUGAAAAAAUGAACAAAAAAACUUUUGUAAAAACAAUUAGUUAAAUGUGUAUAUACAUAUAAUGUGCCUGUUACAAUGUACUGCAGUACUUGCUGAAGUUGUUCUAUUUGUUAAACAUUUGCAUUUAAGAUUUAUGUGUUGUGCAUUAUAUGCUGUCCUGAAGAAUACAAUGUAAUAUUUUUAUAGGUGUUUAAUGUUCUUUUAGUGCCCUAUUAUA
Molecule: messenger RNA, 1689 nt
Organism: Hemiscyllium ocellatum (epaulette shark)
Lineage: Eukaryota; Metazoa; Chordata; Chondrichthyes; Orectolobiformes; Hemiscylliidae
Product: cAMP-responsive element modulator-like
Exons: 9
Coding region: 268-1272 (334 amino acids)
Biological process (GO): regulation of transcription by RNA polymerase II
Cellular component (GO): nucleus; ATF4-CREB1 transcription factor complex
Molecular function (GO): protein binding; RNA polymerase II cis-regulatory region sequence-specific DNA binding; DNA-binding transcription factor activity, RNA polymerase II-specific
Source: RefSeq, a predicted model, not a curated record